Messenger RNA from Paramormyrops kingsleyae, 4456 nucleotides. RefSeq lists its product as uncharacterized. Gene Ontology annotation, biological process: long-term memory. Gene Ontology annotation, molecular function: protein binding. The record is from RefSeq and is a predicted model, not a curated record. Gene Ontology annotation, cellular component: plasma membrane. Lineage: Eukaryota; Metazoa; Chordata; Actinopteri; Osteoglossiformes; Mormyridae.
AUGCCAUAAACUUUAGUUCUGUAUGCACUGAGAUCACUUGCUUUUCAUUUGUGUACUUUGAUCACAUGACUCUGGCAGGGAAUCUUUUUAAUGUGAUCUUCAUGUCCAAGUGGCAGUUGCCCAAGUCCAGCAGUGGCUGGGUUUGCGCCGUCCAUGUCUGUGUAAAUGGUCACGGUACCGUGCAGAACCCUGAUUCUCUCAGGAAGUGUUAGACCCGUGUUCUUAUGACUCUCACUGCUAGUCACCUUUUGCUUGCUGACCCCUGUGUGCCUGCUAUUCUCUAUGGCUCCUAUCUUACCAUCUUUCUAGGUGAAAGAGGGCCUUUGUUGACUACGUUAAGGUUAAUGCAUGUAGACUCGCCCCUUUCCUUCCUCCUCCGUAAAUGUAGCCUUCACCAAACUUUCUAGUUCUAAGGUGUGAUGUCUUGACAACUGUGUAGUCAACAUAAUACACUAAGCUAUAACCAGGAGAUGAGCCUAUUCCCUUUAUUUCAGGACUGGGCAACUUCAGGAUUUGUAGGCUCUAUGGUAAACUUGCGGAUACCAAGGGAUCCACUUGGCUGAUUGAUCUCCACACUGAGGUGGGGGUGCAUCUUGAACUGACAGUGCUAGCGGGCAGCCUUACUGAACCUCUGGUGCGGUUUCAAUUUAAGGUCUUUAAUCUCAUCCAUGAAGUUCCAGUCGGCUGGCAGCCGCGGCCUGGGGUGUCACCACUGGUGUCUGUUCAAACCGAACGUGGCUGGGCUGGCAAAGGAUCUUGCUGGCCGCUGUGCAGUGGUGGGCUGUCAUAUGAAGCACUGCCUGUCUGGGGAUCCUGCUGGCCGCUGUGCAGUGAUGGGCUGCCAUAUGAAGCACUGCCUGUCUGGGGAUCCUGCUGGCCGCUGUGCAGUGAUGGGCUGCCAUAUGAAGCACUGCAUGUCUGGGGAUCCUGCUGGCCGCUGUGCAGUGAUGGGCUGUCAUAUGAAGCGCAGCCUGUCUGGGUGUCUGGGGAUCCCCCUGCAGUCUGACCUCCAGCCUGCCUUUUCUAAAAAGGUGUAAGUGCGCAACCCAUAGGAUUAUUUUCAAAAACCUGUCUUGCCAUGCCCACCAUGCCCCCCCACCCCCACCAUGUCCAGUUUUUCUUAAAUGAUUAACGCCUCUGAAUUUCACCCACCUCCCACAGAGAAUGGGGUUUUGAUGCCAUUAACAGAGGCUUGGCAUUGCAAUUAAACACCUAAGGCAAAAUACCCACACUAAAAACCUGACGUUUUUAAUGUUUUAGUGUUUGGCAGCAGCUUGUGUGACAUUCUUUCUGUUUAUUGAAAGAUCAGUAAUAUUAUUUACUCCAGUAAAUCCAUCCAUGCCAUGGGUUAACAUAGUUUGAUUUAGUGUAAAGGAUAUCUUUAUAUCCUAUAUCUCCAAGUCUGUAAAUCAACUAUGGGAUUUAAAAAUUUUUUUUUAAGUAUCUAGGAAAAAAAACUCCCCAAAUAGAAAAUCCAUCUCCAGGUAGCAGCCAGUUUUGUUUUGGUUUCUAAGGGACGGUGGACCGUUUUCUUGGUGCAAUGACCUGUGAAUAUUCCUUCUGAUAAUUUAACUGGCCAACUGGAACACGCAACGCUGUAUAGCCGCUCUGCUGUCCAUGGCGAUGGAUGAAGACAAACCAGCACCAUGGUAACUAAGACGAACAGCAGAUAGUGUCCUGGGCUCAGGUACCUCAGAGCACCAGUGUGAACUAUCAGGCCCCUCUGGUCACUGUGCAGCAUGAAGGAUCCUGUGGUCUUAGUGGCCCUCAUCCUUAGCGGGGAUUUUGCCCUGCUGUGUUGGGCCAGUUGCGUGAGGGAAGAUGUUGCCUAUAUCUGCACUUCAAUGCCGAGCAGCUUCCCCUCCCACCUGUCUUCUGUCCUGUUCUUUGUGAAAGACAUGGGAGAGAUCAACUCCAGCGUGUUGCAGAGCGCUAACCUGGCUUCUGUGACCAGCCUCACCAUGGUCGGCGGCAUCUCCACCAUCCACCCUGAAGCCCUGUACUCCUUCAGCCAGCUUACGAGACUCAAUUUAAAUGACAACAACCUCUCUGAGAUCAACUCCGACUGGCUGCGUCAGCCCAGCUUGUUGAGGAGCCUCAUCAUGUCUGGGAACCGGCUGCAGGUCUUGCAUGAAUCCAUGCUGCAGAACUUCUCUGGCCUUAGCAGCCUGAACCUCUCCCAGAACUUGAUCCACACCAUCAUGCCAGGAAUGUUCCGUUCACAGGGGGACUUGGCUUGGCUGGACCUGUCAGGCAACAAGCUGACCUUCAUAAGUGCGGAGGUCUUCCUGCAACUUCAUUCCACUCGCAUCUUAUUGCACCACAACCCGUGGGACUGUUCGUGCCAAGCAGUGGCCUCUAUGCAGCUAAUCAAAGAGUUGGUUAGCACUUCUCGCUUGGAGAGGGAAUUGGAUGUGGUCUGUGCUUCACCAGCCCCACUGAGAGGAUGGCCUGUGUGGAACGUGUCUGAAUACCUGCUCCCCGGGACCGCGAUCCCUCACGGGGACCAGCCGCCCCCAACCGGCCUCCCCGUUCUUAUAGGCCUUAUAGUUCUUGGUGUGCUGCUCUGUGCCGCCUGUCUACUCUUUGGCCUCUACAAGUGGAAACGGGAGAAGAAACGGGUGAAACCACGCGUGGACAAGGGGAGGGACAGCCUAAAGUCUCAACAGACGGGGGUGAAUGUCGAAGGGAGGGGUUCAUCAGACCUGACCAGGAGCACCGGAGGCAAGACCAGAGCCAAGUCCGCAGGUGCUGUCCUUUGCAUUGGUCAGUCUGGCCAGCAGGUGUCUAGAACAGGGAACCAACUAAUCGCCGAUCAGCCCAAAGUGUGGCACCACCGAGACCGAGAACAGGGAGCAGAGACCCGUCCCUCCGAGCAGCCAAAUGCCAUGGAUCAGGGCGAGGAAACGCGCUUGGCAGGGGCCCAGCAGGACACGGGCAGAGAGAUGAGUCUGCUUCAGGAGACCGAGAAAUUGCCCUACUUAAUCAUCGGCCAGGAGCCUGCAGAGCCAAGCGCAGAACCCCAGGGGGCUCGUUAUGGCAGCAGGCCCUGUGUCAACAGGAGGGCCAUCAGGAGGACGCCAACCUGGCCACCCACUUCAGCUGAGUGGAAAAAGCAACACGUAUGCAGAAGGGAAGCUCUGAACUUCUCUCCGAUCGAUUUUGACAACUCUAUCAAUAAGAGAGAUGCCGAUCAGAGAGACUUCUCCCUGGGGAGUUCUGAUGGUGAUUCUCAGGUCAAUGUGGACAGACCACCAGUAGGGGGCGACAUAGAUCCCCCUGAAGAUAGUUACUGGCCUUUGGUUAAAACAGACAUCCUGAGUUUUAAAGGGGACACUGAAAAGAAUGACACAGCCCAACCUAAGAAGCCAAGCAGUCAGACCCAGUCUGCUGAGGUUAACAUCAGUCAGGCUCAGGACUCGUGUGAUGUGUUGGAAGAGUUCCAUGGCUGUCAGCCUGAGUCCAAUGAAGCAGGAAGAAAGAGAAGGAACCGAACGGGCAGGUGCCCCAGCAGUGGGUCUGGGGCGGAGAUCUCGGACCAUCACGGUGGAUCUAGUUUCCAAAGUUUUCCGACCCACAGCUCACCGGCAGACAAGAAGCUCCUGCAAGGUAACGAAUACGCGUUCAUUAACCUGCUGCAGGAGGUGGUGGAGAAUCAAGGCCGCUGGACCCGCGACCGGUGGAAACAGACACAUUUAAACAGGCAGAGGGGCAAAGCACAGAACCCAUAGCGGAGAGCCUGCACCCUGGCCCAGCUGGAGGGACGUGGGUGGACCUCAGCCUGGGCUGUAUGUCACAGGUUCCUCAUCUUCAUCUGUAGAUACUGUGCUAUGGAGAGCCACUCAGCCCCUGGUGUGUGAAGGGAGGCUCAGCAGACAGAUCCAGCCGAGAGCCGCUGGUGGAUAACCUGCUGCCGGUCAUGUGAUUCAUGGUGACCAUAUUGGCAAUGUGUGAAGACAGUGAAUGACGCUGCAUUUUGAAGUGAAUAUAAUCCAGCAUUUAUUACAUGUUUAAACAGUGUGUCCUUCCACUGUGCUCUGUAAAUGCAAGAAAGGCACUUGGUCAGGUUAACCCAUAAAAUGUAUAAUAAAAGUGUGUUUUGUAACUAUUUCAUGUUGUAUUAUCCAGUAUUAGAAGUAUGAGCGUAAUGCAUGCUUUGUAUUCUAGAGUAUCUGUUGUAGCACAUAGUUACACAAAUCACAUGGCAGUGUUGUAGAAAAAGUGGAACUCCCCUUCUUCCUUUUUAGCAUGCUGCUUUUUUUCUGACAGAUUACAGAAUAGACCAAAGGUAUUUGUACAUCUUUUUUUUCCUCUAAGUAUCCUGCACUACUUCCUGGUCUCUCACUGGACACUCAGCCUAGCUGCGCUUGUACCCAAGUUAAAGUUGUAUACUGGUGUCCGUCUUGUACAGAAGUGUGCCAAAUAAAUGUGAAAUGUGCAUGUAAACAAAGAAAAA